This is a messenger RNA of Cavia porcellus (domestic guinea pig), 2223 nucleotides long. It is a transcript of the gene Cdc42ep3, whose product is annotated as CDC42 effector protein 3. Bases 442 to 1206 code for a protein of 254 amino acids. Gene Ontology annotation, biological process: regulation of cell shape; positive regulation of pseudopodium assembly; positive regulation of actin filament polymerization. The transcript has 2 exons. Gene Ontology annotation, molecular function: small GTPase binding. The record is from RefSeq and is a predicted model, not a curated record. Gene Ontology annotation, cellular component: membrane; cytoplasm. Lineage: Eukaryota; Metazoa; Chordata; Mammalia; Rodentia; Caviidae.
GCGGCGGGGCCUGAGCCGGGAUCUAGAGGCCCGGACCCCAGCCUGGGGAGCCCUCACGCGGUCCCCGAGCCGGUAAUGGUCUGAGCAGGCGUCGCGGCGGCCCGCUGCAUCUGCGCGCACCGGUAGGGACUGCGGGCGCCCGGCCCGGGAGCAGCGGCUGGGUCCUCGGCGGCGACUGCGACGGAGUCGGAGCCGGUCCUGGGCUCCUGCGUCUCUGCCUGUUUCUCCCUGUUGUGGAAGGAAGUGAAUGAUGUAACCAGCUGUACGGGCAGCUCCACAGGACCUCUCGGACCCCAUCUCCUUUCAGAGCUGCUUUUGAAGCUACUUGAAAAAGAUGAUGUGACAGUUCCUGUCCAAAAAGAUUUUUCAGAAACAUAGAACAUCUGUGGAGAAAGUGGCCCUUUUCCCCUUUUGCGAAGUAAGACAUUCCAAAAUUUCAAAAUGCCAGCCAAGACCCCAAUCUAUCUGAAAGCUGCUAACAACAAAAAAGGAAAGAAAUUUAAACUGAGGGACAUUUUGUCUCCUGAUAUGAUUAGUCCGCCCCUUGGGGACUUCCGCCACACCAUUCACAUCGGCAAGGAGGGCCAGCACGACGUCUUUGGAGACAUAUCCUUCCUUCAAGGGAACUAUGAGUUACUGCCUGGAAACCAGGAGAAAGCUCGCUUGGGCCAGUUCCCUGGGCACAACGAGUUCUUCCGAGCCAACAGCACUUCAGACUCCAUGUUCACAGAAACGCCCUCCCCAGUGCUCAAAAAUGCCAUCUCUCUCCCGACCAUUGGCGGGUCCCAAGCCCUCAUGUUGCCCUUAUUGUCACCCGUGACAUUUAAUUCCAAGCAAGAGUCCUUUGGGCCACCAAAGCUGCCCAGGCUCAGCUGUGAGCCUGUCAUAGAGGAAAGAGCUCAGGAGAAAAGCAGUCUGUUGGAGAAUGGUACCAUCCACCAGGGCGAUACCUCGUGGGGCUCCAGCGGCUCAGCAUCUCAGUCCAGCCAGGGCAGGGACAGCCACUCCUCCAGCUUGUCCGAACAGUAUGCCGACUGGCCAGCCGAGGAUAUGUUUGACCAUCCCGCCCCGUGCGAGCUCAUGAAGGGAAAGACUAAAUCCGAGGAGUCCCUCUCUGACCUGACAGGCUCUCUCCUCUCUCUGCAGCUCGAUCUUGGGCCCUCACUUUUGGAUGAGGUGCUGAAUGUCAUGGAUAAAAAUAAGUAACAGGAUGCUCUUUUUCCUUUGGGGCAAAAGGUACCAAAAGAAAGAAGAAAAAAAGACAACUAACCGCAGUUAAAGAAAAGAGCUUCCCUGGCUGUUUUUUGCAAUCAUCUGUUGCAUUUUCUAAAAUAAUAUUCCUAUUCCUACAAAAAUAUUUUUUUAACUGUUUGCAAAAGUAAUUUAGAAAAAAUAACAACAAAAAUCCUAUUGUGGCUAAAAAAGAGGAAGUGAGUCAGAGCCCAGUUUCGGGGACACUGCUAAUAUUCAACUCACAUUUUUUUGUUUGCAAACAUGUAAGAAAUCCAGCCUGGCUAGGAUUGGCACUGCCGGAAGGACUGGAUGAGUCCUUCUAAGCAACUUGACAGUUUCUGAGCAUGAGAAAGUCAAAUGUAUUUAACACCUAAGCCUUUUUUCUAGACUCUUUUGUAUAUUAUAUUGUUUGGACUCACCAUCACGAGUUCAGUGUUAAAACUUUUCUGUGUUUUCACAUUUGAGCAACUUUAAUGGGUUUUGGGAAUUUUCAUGUAGUUCUUACGUAUCUCAUAUAUUAUACUGUAUCUAUAUUGCAAAAUUUUGACUGUCAGCUACAUGUUGGUAAGAUACAAACAAGGUAUUACUGUAACUAAGUUAUUUUUAAAGUUAAAAUAUAUUUUUAUGUGCCUUUGGCUUUUUAUUGCAGAGUCUACAUUUUAUAGAUAAUAACAUCAAAUGCCGUUUGACUUGUUUCUGUAGGGAUUCCAUUGUAAGCCAUGGAUGUGUGUGUUUGGAGAAGUGUACUCAUACUUCGCUCCUUUUUCUUUUCAUUUCUUCAUCAUCUGUUAUCAUACUUCCGAGAGCAGCCAGCCAAGGAUUGUAACGUAAAAGGCACGGGUCACUCAAUGCUUCUGCAGAGACUGUGGGCUACACCACCUAAUGGUUUUUUUGUUUUUUGGGUUUUUUUGAAAUAUAGGUAUUUUAGUACAGUACAUUUUGCAUUACCUAGGUACUUCAUACCACACAAUAAAAGAGUAAAUGUUAAAA